Molecule: messenger RNA, 3098 nt
Organism: Drosophila busckii
Lineage: Eukaryota; Metazoa; Arthropoda; Insecta; Diptera; Drosophilidae
Product: fibulin-1
Exons: 14
Coding region: 53-3058 (1001 amino acids)
Molecular function (GO): calcium ion binding
Source: RefSeq, a predicted model, not a curated record
GUACUUUACAGUAUCAAAACGUAUUUAAAUUUAACAACAUUAACAUCAAACUAUGCAAUCUUCGAUCCAUCAUCAGUUCAGUAAGGUCUAUGCAAUUAUCCUGCUCUUAACAAUUGGUCAUGUAAGAGCUGAAGAGCAAAUUGCGGACCAUAUUCGAAAAUGUUGCAUAAACGGUCUAAGACACGCUCGCAUCACAAACAAAUGCGAUGGGGUAACUACAUCCGUAUUGAAUAUUCCACAUAUAUAUUUCGGGAUGUGUUCUUCAACAUUUGGUGUAUGCUGCUCAAGAGAGCUUGAGCGUCAGAGCUGUGAUCUGGGCCGCUUAGCUGCACUGGAGGGGUCCAAAUGCGAUAAGCAACCCGAUGCCGGUGGCAGCAUUAGCUCCAACUCUAGUUUCAUCACCUGCUCUACAACAUAUACAGCCUGCUGUCGGGCUUGUCAAGUGGGUCUGGCGGUUAAGGCAAGCCAACAGAACUGUAGAGAUCCACUCUUCUCAUUCCUGACAAAUAUUGAAUCUUAUAGGAUAUGCUGCUCUGAUAAAGAGUUUUCAGAAUCUGAUGAAGAAGUUUUGCAUAAUCCGGCAAUUGAGUUCCCAGAAGAUGCCAAAGUGUCAGAUGUGGAGAACAAUGAGGGAAUCAAGAACAGUCAGGAGAACAGCGAUGGAACGAUAGUUCUAAAAGACGACGAUGAUAUUUGUGGCAAGGUUCCCAACCUUUGUCAGCAAAUAUGCGAAAACACAUUCGAUGCCUACAAAUGUAGUUGUAAUCCCGGUUACGUAUUGGACGACAACAAUGUCACAUGCACUUGGAACAAGAUAAAUAAGACCACGACUAAACAACACAGAUCAGAGAUAUCCGGUUCGAAUGUAUGCCCUAUUGGUUAUGUACUGGCGACAAGUCAAGGUCAAACUCAAAGCAAAUGCGUAGAUAUCGAUGAAUGCAAGGAAGAACUGCAUAAGUGCAAGACUACUCAAUAUUGUCAUAACACAAUUGGCGGAUACCGUUGCCUCAACGUAAAGGCCACGAGCUGCGAGGAAGGUUAUCGUUAUAACAUCGACACCGACCAAUGCGAAGACGAAAACGAGUGCAAACGCUCGCCGUCACCUUGCAAUUCAGGCCUCCAAUGCAUAAACUACCCUGGUGGUUAUGAAUGCCAACCCGGUUCCAUACCCCUUGAGAGCAGGACUUGUGGCAUUGGUUAUUAUUUACAGGAUGACCGUUGCACUGAUAUCGAUGAGUGCCAGAAUGGUACAACAAACACAUGCAACGCUGAUUUACACCAGGAGUGCAAGAACACUUUGGGUAGUUACCACUGUAACUGCCUGCCCGGCUUUAGCCUGGAUGUAACCCAACAUGAGUGCGUUGAUAUAAACGAGUGCUCGAUAAACAAUCACAACUGCUUGCCAACCCAAAGAUGUGAUAACACGAUCGGCUCAUAUAUGUGCACGCGCUAUACAUCAUGUGGUACUGGAUAUACACUCAAUGCGCAAACUGGCCAAUGCGAUGUAUGUGCAUGUUUUUCAGAUGAUGAUGAAUGUGCGGUAGGCACACAUAAUUGUCCUCCAAAUUACGAUUGUUACAAUACAAUAGGAUCAUUUCGUUGUCACAGAACGACGACAACAACAACAACAACAACAACUCAUAAGCCAUCAACUGCAAUAUCAAUGAGCACAACAAAAGCAACAACACCAAAAUAUGUGGCACAUCAGGUCUACAGUCAUUUAAAUUAUACUCCUAGUUUUCUAACUCAUAUAGCGGACCGACGGUAUCUGCCGGCCUGUACAACCGGAUUUUUCAGAAACCAUCUUGGAGCAUGUGUUGAUGUAAACGAAUGUAUUGAAUUACAGCCUUGCAAAAGCCAUGAACGUUGCCAUAACACCAAUGGUUCUUAUCGAUGCGAGAGCCUAUUGCACUGUCCCGUCGGCUUCAAGUCAACGACCGAUGGAAGCUCUUGCAUUGAUAUCAAUGAGUGCGAGACUGGCGAGCAUAAUUGCGAUGAUAAACAAAUCUGUCAUAAUCGAAAUGGAGGAUAUAUAUGUGCCUGUCCCACGGGACAUCAGGUAACUCGGCUAUCUAAUGGAAUCAAUAGUUGUGUGGACAUCGAUGAGUGUUCUCAAGAUCAACCACCAUGCUCGUCUAAUGCGCACUGCUUUAACACCAUUGGGUCCUUCUACUGUGAAUGUAAAUCUGGGUUUCAAAAGAAUCUGUCUAAUGAUAAGAAUAUCGAUGAAACUGGGAAUACACAUAAUGCUCAAUGCUUUGAUGUUGACGAGUGUCAAACCAUACCGGGCCUGUGCCAACAAAAAUGCGUUAAUUUCUGGGGUGGAUAUCGGUGCACCUGCAAUCCGGGAUACCAGCUUAGUCGGGACAAUCGUACUUGCAAUGACAUCGAUGAGUGCGAAGUGCAUAAGGAUUACAAGCUAUGCAUGGGAAUAUGUUUUAAUUCCGCUGGCUCUUACCAAUGCUCUUGUCCGCGAGGUUACACCUUGGCGGCUGACAAGACGUCUUGUCACGAUAUCGACGAAUGUGCUGGAUCCACUGGCAUGACACCCAGCAAUCAUGUGUGCACCGGCCGGAAUGAUGUUUGCACAAAUAUUCGAGGAAAUUAUAAAUGUACCACCAUCAACUGUCCGCACGGGUAUAUUAAGGAUCCAGAUGUCGACAACCGUUGCCGACAAAGCAGUAACUUUUGCGAGGGGGAGGAGUGUUAUACCAAGCCAUCUGCAUAUACUUAUAAUUUUAUAACAUUUAUAUCCAAAUUAAUGAUACCUCCAGAUGGACGAACAAUUUUUACGUUGCGUGGGCCUGUGUGGUACGAUGAUAUUGAUUUUGAUUUAAAAAUAUUGAGAGUUCAAGCGGCUUCUAAUAUAGAACGAGCUUCAGACAGACACUUUGACAUCCUUAAGAACAAGAAUCAAGUGAAUCUAAUACUUAAGAGAUCACUUGAAGGGCCACAGGAUAUAGAAUUGGAUCUAAGCAUGACAGUAUUUACCAAAGGAAUGCCCCGAGGAAAAAGUGUGGCGAAAUUGUUUCUCUUCGUAUCCCAGUAUACAUUUUGAAUUGUACAAAAAUUAAUUCUACGCUUAUACUGUACUAUAA